Molecule: messenger RNA, 1775 nt
Organism: Neoarius graeffei (lesser salmon catfish)
Lineage: Eukaryota; Metazoa; Chordata; Actinopteri; Siluriformes; Ariidae
Gene: tfdp1b
Product: transcription factor Dp-1, b
Exons: 12
Coding region: 321-1535 (404 amino acids)
Biological process (GO): regulation of transcription by RNA polymerase II; regulation of cell cycle
Cellular component (GO): nucleus; transcription regulator complex
Molecular function (GO): DNA-binding transcription factor activity, RNA polymerase II-specific; RNA polymerase II transcription regulatory region sequence-specific DNA binding
Source: RefSeq, a predicted model, not a curated record
CUCAACGGCGCGCCAAAAACUGAAUCCAGCCUGUGGGCGGGGCUACGGCCUGGACACCACUAAAACGUCUCAGCGUGCGUAUCCAAUCACAGCACGGCACCGGAGGACACCGCCAAGAUUAGUUUGAUGGCUAACUCAGCAGUGUAGCUGGGCUCCGAUAGCUAACCUCCACAGCGAGGAGCUAGCCUGUCUCACAGCACCGAUAAAGACCAAACUCAUAAUGACGACGCGGGGUGCGGAAACAUAGCUGAGGGAAAGCAGACGAGAAACCGAGCCGUGCAGCAGAGAAGACGCUCUUGCAGCCUCUGCAAGAGCCAAACAUGAUGGCAAGAGAUUGUGGCCUGAAAGAAACCAGUGGAGAGCUGAAGGUUUUUACCACUCAGAACGUGAGUCCUGGAGCAGGUGCUGUGGUGUCUCUUGUGAGUGUCCAUCCUUCUGUUACCGGCGUGAAGCAGAUAAUGCCUAAAGCACUCGGUGCCCCUGGCAUUAAUGUGCUUUCGCAUGUGGUGAUUGGCACUCCUCAGAGGCCCACAGCUCCUGCUGGUGCUGCUCUGUUAAGCAGUCCCAGAACUCCCAGUGCUCAGUUCCUCACGCCACAGACACAAGUGCGAGAGUCUUCACCCUGGUCUAGUGGACGCAGCAGUAGAAGAGGGGACAAGAAUGGGAAAGGCUUGAGACACUUCUCCAUGAAGGUGUGCGAGAAAGUUCAGAAGAAAGGAGUAACCUCCUAUAAUGAGGUCGCAGACGAGCUGGUGACGGAGCUGAGUUCUGGAGACAACAUCUCUCCCAAUGAAUCUCAUGUGUAUGACCAGAAGAACAUUCGGAGGCGGGUAUAUGAUGCACUAAAUGUCCUAAUGGCGAUGAACAUCAUCUCCAAAGACAAGAAGGAAAUCAAAUGGAUCGGCUUCCCAACCAAUUCUGCUCAGGAGUGUAAGGACCUGGAGGCCGAGCGCCAGAGGCGACUUGAAAGAAUCAAGCAGAAACACUCUCAGCUUCAAGAACUUAUACUCCAGCAAAUAGCCUUCAAGCGCCUGGUGCAAAGGAAUCGUGAGGCAGAGCAGAAGAACCACAGACCUCCUCCCAACACAGUCAUCCACCUCCCCUUCAUCAUAGUGAACACCAGCAAGAAGACCAUCAUCGACUGCAGCAUUUCAAAUGACAAGUUUGAGUACCUGUUUAACUUUGACAACAUGUUUGAGAUCCAUGACGACAUCGAAGUACUAAAACGCAUGGGCAUGGCGUUUGGGCUCGAGUCGGGCAAAUGCACACCAGAAAAUCUGAAGAUAGCCCGGACCUUCAUACCUAAAGCUUUGGAAUCCUAUGUAACAGAAAUGGCACAGGGGGUCUCGAGACUGCCCAGUGAAGGCUAUUCUCAUACAAACAGUGAUCACAGAGCUGUUGCGACUGUGGCCUCCAGUUCCAACAGCUCAUACCACGGCAGCUCUCGUGACACUCCGGCAUCCUUCCUGGAAGACGAGGAUGAGGACGAAGAUGAGGACGAUGAGGACUUUGAUGAAGACGAUGAUGAAGACUAACUCGUUUGCUCUGCCUUUCCCUUUGUCAGUACCACCUACAGCAUGGUGGUGUGGAUGGAGUGACAUGUUUGUUCUAAUGCCUCUGAAAAUCUGCAUAUGGUUGUAUGUUCUAGCAACCCUCCAGUCUGCUGAGCAAAGUGCAGCUGCCUUGUAAAGGACCCCAGUGGUGCUUUGAAAAUAGGUGUUUUUAGUAUUGUUUUGGUUUUUUCCCCCUUAAAGGAACAGUCCACCGUACUUCCA